This is a messenger RNA of Ostrea edulis (European flat oyster), 1914 nucleotides long. RefSeq lists its product as uncharacterized. The transcript has 10 exons. The coding region runs from base 143 to 1861 and encodes 572 amino acids. The record is from RefSeq and is a predicted model, not a curated record. Lineage: Eukaryota; Metazoa; Mollusca; Bivalvia; Ostreida; Ostreidae. Gene Ontology annotation, molecular function: calcium ion binding.
GAACCUAUGUCGAAAUUUACAGUGCAAAGAAGUUCACCUUUGCAUUAUCUAACCUACCUGACCCUUGACGCAUGAUUCUCUGGAGAUAGAGAAACCUUGGUCAGAAUAUCUCGGGAACUCUGUGAACAAAGAAGCCGGUGCCAUGAUUCGCGUUUUCGGUCAACUUUUGCUGUAUAUUUCAUACUGUUUUUGCCAAUCAACGUAUGCACCAGAUCCUUACGGAUACAGAAUCCAUCAAUUUGACGGCCACUGUAAUCCCGAUGGUACUUGUACCUAUACGCUGCAAAUACCGGUCACAGAUGCUCUUGUUAACCCCCACGUAAUGGACAACAGCACUGCGGCUUCUAUGAUUGCACAUCUUGCCAAUCAUGACCAACAAAUUGAUCAGAUUCUCGGCUUAUUUGGCCACAAUACAUCCAGUAAUGUCAACCUCAUAGAGGAGGUGACCAAACUGAAGAAUCAGGAGGAGAAUCUGAAUAACUUGGUUAAAAUAUUAACAGAUGAAGUUCACAAUCUGUUGUCCGAGAACGGAGUUUUGAAAACCCAGCUGAGUUAUGUUAACCAAACAAUCCUCGGCAGACUUUCAGAUCCUUGUUUGGUACGUCCAUGUGCACAUAGUGCCAAAUGCACAGCCUUGCCAAACGGAAAUUAUACCUGCGACUGCCCAGUCGGAUAUACUGGCCAUGACUGUGAAGACGACAUCAACGAAUGCCACACAACAAAUAUCUGUAACAAUGGAAGCUGUACAAAUACCUACGGAGACUACAUAUGUAACUGCCUACCAGGAUACACCGGUCCCAGCUGCACAAUCAACAUUGACGAAUGCGCAUCUAACCCGUGUACAAAUGGUGGUAGCUGUGAAGACUUGAUCAACAUGUACCUCUGCCACUGUCCCCAGGGAUUGUCAGGAAGCGAGUGUCAGAUAAACAAUGAUGAAUGUGAGAGCGACCCUUGCUUAAAUGGCGGAUUUUGUUUGGAUGACAUCAACGACUAUUAUUGUGUGUGCGCUCCUGGAUGGAAUGGAAAAGAUUGUGAAAAUGACUUCGACGAAUGCCAGAACAAUCCAUGUGUGCACGGUAAAUGUGUGAAUGAGAAUGGUACCUUCCACUGUGAGUGCAACUCUCCUCUCAUCACGGGAAAAAUGUGCGAAAAUGCCCCCAACAGAGACUGUGCCGACUUGAAAGCCUUCUGGAACAUGAACAGAGACGCUGUGUAUACCGUGAGAGAGCCCAACCGCAUGCUGACUCUGGCUGUGUGCGACAUGAAGACUGAUGGCGGCGGAUGGACUGUAUUCCAGAGACGUGUCGGAAGUGUUGUAAAUUUCAACCGAAAUUGGAAUGACUACAAGGAAGGGUUUGGAAACCUUGCAGCCAGCUACUGGUGGGGAACAGAGAGGCUGUACAAUGUGACACAGAACAGAACCAACUUGGUGCUGAGAAUCGACAUGAUGGAUUGGGACAACAAUACCGCUUAUGCAGAAUACGAAAAUUUCAAUAUUGACUCUGAGGACGAUGGGUUUAAGUUGCAUGUUGGUGGGUAUAGGGGAAACGCUGGAGACGCCCUCAACUUUUACUGGAAUGUAUUCUCCCACAAUGGAAUGAAGUUUUCCACCAAGGACCGUGAUAAUGACAAUUUCCGGACAAACUGCGCUCAGGUCUAUCACGGAGGUUUCUGGUACAAUGGCUGCUGGGCGGCAAAUUUGAAUGGAGUGUAUUACCACACACCGGAUUACAAUAGCACUAUUCACGAUGGAUUAGAAUAUUUCACGUGGAAAAGAACUAAAUACUCUCUUAAGAUGGUUGAGAUGAAGUACCGAGCUGUUGAUGUAGUCCCAUCUAACAACACAGCUGCAUUCACAUAAAACAUAUCAAUGUGUUGUACACGAUGCUUGAUAUUAAAUUGUUUCCACCCAUA